AUGGAGGCAACCCAAAGAGAUGUUGUGGCUUUCAACAACAUUCUCAAUGUGUAUUCUAGGGCGUCGGGGCAACUUAUAAAUUUGGAGAAAUCUGAUGUAAGCUUUGGAAAAUGUGUAAGUCUGGAGGAUCAAAAAAAGCUUGCUGAGUUGUUGCGGGUUAAUCUUGUUACGGUGCAUGGGAAGUAUCUGGGACUUCCAUCUUUUGUGGGAAGGAACAAAAGAGAAGUGUUUGAGUGUGUUAAAGAUAGAGUUUGGAAGCGGCUAAAGGGGUGGAAACGAUCGUUAUUCUCUGCUGCAGGGAAAGAAAUUCUUAUUAAAGCAGUCAUUCAGGCUAUUCCCACUUAUGUGAUGAGCUGUUUUAGAAUCCCAAAGAAAAUAAUUGAUAGUCUUCAUGGCAUGGCAGCUAGAUUCUGGUGGGGUUCUACGGAGAAAAAAAAAGAAGAUUCAUUGGUGCAAAUGGGAUACCUUAUGCAAGAGCAAGGACAAUGGGGGUCUGGGUUUCAGAAAUCUCCAAGUUUUCAAUUAGGCAAUGUUGGCUAA
Messenger RNA from Humulus lupulus (European hop), 540 nucleotides. RefSeq lists its product as uncharacterized. Bases 1 to 540 code for a protein of 179 amino acids. The transcript has a single exon. The record is from RefSeq and is a predicted model, not a curated record. NCBI's taxonomy places the organism in Eukaryota, Viridiplantae, Streptophyta, Magnoliopsida, Rosales, Cannabaceae.